Molecule: messenger RNA, 1872 nt
Organism: Centropristis striata (black sea bass)
Lineage: Eukaryota; Metazoa; Chordata; Actinopteri; Perciformes; Serranidae
Product: glutathione synthetase-like
Exons: 13
Coding region: 278-1708 (476 amino acids)
Biological process (GO): glutathione biosynthetic process
Cellular component (GO): cytosol
Molecular function (GO): glutathione binding; glutathione synthase activity; ATP binding
Source: RefSeq, a predicted model, not a curated record
CACUUAUCCAAACUCAUCCUGUGUGGGGGGCUGGAUCUGAUCCCAGCUGACAAUGGGCUAGAGGCGGGGUACACCCUGACAGGUCACCAGAUGAUCACAGGGCUGACACAUAGAGACAGACAACCAUUCACCCUCUCAUUCACUCCUACAGGCAAUUUAGAGUCACCAGUUAAACCUAAGCUGGAUGUUUUUGGACUGUGGGAGGAAGCCGGAGAGAACCCAAGCUGACACAGGAUACCAUAUAACUACAUUUAUAUAAUCAUAAUUUUCCAUUGUGAUGGCAACAGCAGUAUUUCUCCAGCAGCUGAUCUCAGAUCCAGACAGAUUAAACUGUCUAGUGGAAGAAGCAAAAGAGUUGGCUUUUCUACAUGGGCUUGUGAUGCGCACACUUGAGACUCCCAAUUCAUCUGAGGUGGUGACCCACGCCCCGUUCACACUCUUCCCCUCUCUGGUGUCCAAAGCCGCCCUCCUCCAGGCUCUGGCAGUGCAGACUCACUUCAACACACUGGUGGACAAGAUCAGCCAGGACCCAGACUUUCUGGAAGAGGCUCUUGCAGGUACUGUCCAGGCAGAUGAUUUCACAGCUAAGUUGUUUGACAUUUACAAACAAGUGCAGCAGGAAGGUCGGACACAGUCCAUUGUGUUGGGUUUAAACCGGAUUGAUUACAUGGAGGACCCUAUGGAGGAUGGGACUUCUUCCCUGAAGCAGAUAGAGAUCAACACUAUUGCUGCUGGUGGUUUUGGCGUUUCUGACCGUCUCCCUGAGGUGCACAGACACAUACUGAGGUCAGUUGGUCUUUUGGAAGAGAGCAAGAGUGUCCAGGAUACCAACAGGACUUCUAGAAUGAGUGCCGCUCUCGCCAAGGCCUGGGAGCUCUAUGGCCAACAGGAGGCAGUCAUCCUGUUUCUUGUGGAAGAAUUCCAGAUUUCCAAACUCACUCAUCGUUGCAUUGAGAAAGAGCUUUGGAACAGGAAUAUUCCAGUUAUCCGCAGAAAGUUUGAGGACGUGUACAGUAGAGGAUCUCUUGAUGGUGACAAAAAGAUGUUUAUAGAUGGGCUGGAGGUAGCAGUUGUGUACUACCGCUAUGGCUACAUGCCAGGUCACUACACUGAAGAGACUUGGGAUGCUCGUCUCCUGAUGGAGCGCUCUCAGGCUGUGAAAUGUCCAGAUAUCAGCACUCACCUGGCCGGCACCAAGAAGGUCCAGCAGGUGCUCGCCAGACCUGGAGUUCUGGAGAAGUUCUUCCCCGACCAGCCCCAAGUAGUGGAGCAGAUCAGAGCAACAUUCGCUGGACUUUACACGCUGGACAUGGGUCCAGAAGGGGACCGGACCGUGGCCAUGGCUUUGGCCGACCCGGAUCAGUUUGUCCUGAAGCCUCAGAGAGAAGGAGGAGGCAACAAUUCUUUUGGAGAGGACAUUGUUAGAAUACUACAGGAGGUUAAAAAUGACCAAAGGAGAGCUUCUUAUAUUCUGAUGGAGCGGAUCCGACCCAGAACAGGACAAAACAUCCUGCUGAGGAGAGGACUUCCAGUCAAACUCAGCUCUGUUUGCAGUGAAAUAGGAGUUUAUGGAGCCUAUGUGAGGCAUGGAGGAGAAAUGAUCCUCAAUGAGGCUGCUGGUCACGCUCUGAGGACAAAGAGCAUUGAACACAAUGAUGCAGGGAUGAUUGAUGGAGUUACUGUGUUUGAUAACCCCCUCGUCAUCUGAUAUCAUAUCUACUGAGCAUUUUAUACAGUCUAUGCUACUGAGGCUCUGAUUUAUUAUUUUUUUGCAUGCGUUUCCUAAGUUGCAGUGAACUGAGUUCUCAGGGCCACCAUAAAGAAUCAAACAAAAGCAGUUAUAAUCAGCUUGCAGCAAGGUUAUCAUAGUUA